GAUUUUUUUUUUCUUCAUCUUUUUCUUUUUUUUUAUGAUUUGAAAGGAUAUUGUAGAUGCUUCAUCCAGGAACUUUCACAAAGGACUUUUCUCUACUUUUGAACUUUAAGAAAAGUCAGAAGAGGCAGAAGUGGAUGUGAGAGAAAGAGAGACACAGAGAGACAGAGAGCCAAAGAGGGCAAGAGACUUGACUUUAAGAGACUCCUGUACUGACAACUCCAUGCAGUUCGGAACCAGAACGACUGCGGCUGAACCAGGGUUCAUGGGGACAUGGCAAAACGCUGAUACUAACCUUUUAUUCAGAAUGUCCCAACAGGUUCCAGUGGCAUGUGCUGGCAGAGUGCUGGGUGCAGACUUCUGCCCAAACCUGGAGGAGCCAGACCAGAGGCUGGAAGUCCAGGCCAUCCGUUGCACACUGGUAAACUGCACGUGCGAAUGUUUUCAGCCGGGGAAGAUUAACCUGCGGACUUGCGACCAGUGCAAACAUGGCUGGGUGGCACAUGCCUUGGAUAAGCUCAGCACCCAGCACCUGUACCACCCCACCCAAGUGGAGAUUGUGCAGUCCAACGUGGUGUUCGACAUCAGCAGCCUGAUGCUCUACGGGACACAAGCGGUGCCCGUGCGGCUAAAGAUCCUGCUGGACCGGCUCUUCAGUGUCCUGAAGCAGGAGGAGGUGCUACACAUCCUGCACGGCCUGGGCUGGACGCUACGGGACUACGUUCGGGGGUACAUCCUUCAGGAUGCUGCCGGCAAGGUGCUGGACCGCUGGGCCAUCAUGUCUCGAGAAGAGGAAAUCAUCACCCUUCAGCAGUUUCUGCGGUUUGGAGAAACCAAAUCCAUUGUAGAGCUGAUGGCAAUUCAGGAGAAAGAAGGGCAGGCUGUGGCCGUUCCGUCUUCAAAGACAGACUCAGACAUUAGGACUUUCAUUGAGAGCAAUAAUCGCACCAGGAGUCCCAGCCUCCUUGCUCACCUAGAGAACAGCAACCCUUCCAGCAUUCAUCACUUCGAAAACAUCCCCAACAGCCUUGCAUUUCUGCUUCCAUUCCAGUACAUAAACCCAGUCUCGGCCCCACUGCUAGGAUUGCCUCCAAACGGGCUCCUGUUAGAGCAACCAGGACUGAGGCUGCGGGAACCCAGCCUUUCAACUCAGAAUGAGUAUAAUGAGAGCAGCGAGUCUGAAGUAUCUCCCACACCUUAUAAGAACGAUCAGACUCCCAAUAGAAACGCCCUGACCAGCAUUACUAACGUGGAGCCCAAAACCGAGCCAACCUGCGUGUCCCCCAUUCAGAAUUCUGCCCCGGUCAGUGAUCUGACCAAAACGGAACACCCAAAAAGCUCAUUCCGGAUCCACCGGAUGAGAAGGAUGGGGUCAGCCUCUAGGAAAGGAAGAGUGUUCUGUAACGCAUGUGGGAAGACAUUCUAUGAUAAAGGUACUCUCAAAAUUCAUUAUAAUGCUGUUCACCUGAAGAUCAAACAUCGAUGCACCAUUGAAGGUUGCAACAUGGUCUUCAGCUCCCUCCGAAGCCGCAAUCGUCACAGUGCAAACCCUAACCCUCGCCUCCACAUGCCUAUGCUAAGGAAUAACCGAGACAAAGAUUUAAUCCGGGCCACAUCAGGAGCUGCCACCCCCGUCAUAGCAAGUACAAAAUCAAAUCUCACACUCACCAGCCCCGGCCGGCCCCCGAUGGGUUUUACCACUCCCCCACUAGACCCCGUCUUACAGAACCCUCUCCCCAGCCAGCUGGUGUUUUCCGGGCUAAAGACUGUCCAACCAGUUCCUCCAUUUUAUAGAAGUUUACUCACUCCAGGAGAAAUGGUGAGCCCUCCCACGUCCCUCCCGACCAGUCCCCUCAUUCCAACCAGUGGUACCAUAGAGCAGCACCCCGUGCCACCCUCUGAGCCAGCAGCGCCAGUAGUGAUGAUGGCCACUCAUGAGCCCAGUGCCGACCUGGCCCCCAAGAAGAAGCCCAGGAAGUCCAGCAUGCCUGUGAAGAUCGAGAAGGAAAUCAUCGAUACCGCCGAUGAGUUUGACGAUGAAGACGAUGACCCCAAUGACCCUGGAGCUGUGGUCAAUGACGUGAGCCAUGACAAUCAUUGCCACUCCCAAGAGGAGAUGAGUCCAGGCAUGUCUGUGCAGGACUUUUCUAAGCACAGCAGGUCCCGGUGCAUUUCAAGGACUGAAAUAAGAAGGGCUGACAGCAUGACUUCUGAGGAUCAGGAACCUGAGCGGGACUAUGAGAACGAGUCCGAGUCUUCAGAGCCCAAACUAGGUGAGGAAUCCAUGGAAGGGGAUGAGCACAUGCACAGCGAAGUGAGCGAAAAGGUCCUGAUGAGCAGUGAGAGGCCCGACGAGAACCACAGUGAGCCCUCUCACCAGGACAUCAUCAAGGUGAAGGAAGAAUUUGCAGAUCCCACUUAUGACAUGUUUUACAUGAGCCAGUACGGACUAUACAAUGGUGGGGGAGCCAGCAUGGCGGCCCUGCACGAAAGUUUUGCCUCCUCUCUGAAUUACGGCAGCCCUCAGAAGUUCUCCCCAGAAGGCGACCUGUGUUCCAGCCCAGACCCCAAAAUCUGUUACGUGUGCAAGAAGAGUUUCAAAAGCUCCUACAGCGUGAAGCUUCACUACAGGAACGUUCACUUAAAAGAGAUGCAUGUCUGCACGGUGGCUGGCUGCAACGCUGCCUUCCCCUCUCGCCGGAGCAGAGACAGUCACAGUGCCAACAUAAAUCUGCAUCGGAAACUGUUGACCAAAGAACUCGAUGACAUGGGCCUGGACUCCUCGCAGCCCUCCCUUAGCAAGGACCUCCGGGAUGAAUUUUUGAUGAAGAUCUAUGGAGCCCAGCACCCCCUGGGGCUGGACGUCAGGGAAGAGGCCUCCUCCCCCGCGGGCACCGAAGACUCGCACCUGAACGGGUACGGGCGCGGCAUGGCGGAGGACUACAUGGUCCUGGACCUGAGCACCACCUCCAGCCUGCAGUCCAGCAGCAGCAUCCACUCCUCCCGAGAGUCCGACGCGGGCAGCGACGAGGGCAUCCUUCUCGACGACAUCGACGGGGCGAGUGACAGUGGGGAGUCCGCUCACAAGGCCGAGGCCCCCGCCCUCCCUGGCGGCCUCGGGGCUGAAGUGUCGGGAUCUCUGAUGUUCAACAGCUUGUCCGGGAGCAAUGGUGGGAUUAUGUGCAACAUUUGCCACAAAAUGUACAGCAACAAGGGGACCCUGAGGGUGCACUACAAAACGGUGCAUUUGCGGGAAAUGCACAAGUGCAAAGUCCCCGGUUGCAACAUGAUGUUUUCCUCUGUGCGAAGCCGAAACCGGCACAGUCAGAACCCUAAUCUCCACAAAAACAUUCCCUUCGUGUCAGUAGAUUAGUCUCAGAACGGACACUACCAAUGCCAGCUCUCACCAGACGGCCUACAUAUUUGAACUGCCAUAGUGUGUGCUUGUGUACUUGUGUGUGUGUGUG
Myotis brandtii (Brandt's bat) is the source of this 3464-nucleotide messenger RNA. It is a transcript of the gene BNC2, whose product is annotated as basonuclin 2. The transcript is spliced from 7 exons. Gene Ontology annotation, biological process: regulation of DNA-templated transcription. Gene Ontology annotation, cellular component: nucleus. The record is from RefSeq and is a predicted model, not a curated record. The coding region runs from base 221 to 3370 and encodes 1049 amino acids. Lineage: Eukaryota; Metazoa; Chordata; Mammalia; Chiroptera; Vespertilionidae.